CUGAAAGCCGGUCAUAGAAAAGACUGUGUACUGCAAGCUUUGCUAGAGCGGCCUAUAACGUGUGGGUGUACAUUAUUAUGUACUCGCUUGUAUAGGUAAUAGAAUUAAAGCAUAGCUAUAUGUUUUACUAUAAGCAAAGCAAUCUUAUACGUCGAUCUUUUGUUGUAUUUUAGGAUUGUUGUAUGUACGCCAUGGUGUAAUCGCCGUCUACUGAGCGUUCGUUCGUUACGAAUUCAUGUACUGUGCCCGCAGAAAUUGAGCGGCUAGUUGCUAGCGUACAAUGAACGAGAAUACAUCGCACACGGAGGAGCUAGCACAGACGAACCGUAUAACGAGCAGAAGCGAGUCAGAUGAACUCAGCGAUUGCAGCAGCGAACAAGACAGCAGGUUAUCCGGCACUGUUGAACAUAGUGGAGGCACCAACUCCGAGCAAAAUCUAGAAAACGACGCUAAUCGUCAAGUAACGGAGAAAAAAGGGGAUGGAGAAAGCGAAAAAAAGGUAGCGUGUAUAUUCUUCUUACAUAUCCACAUCAAUUUUAAAGACGACAUGAGUUUUCUUGUUAUGGAAAUUUGUAUGCUUGUGUUGUUUGAGCUUGAUAUUAACUUAGCAUAUCACAUUAAAGUUUGUUUGACGAGAGGUAGAUUCGCUGUGAAUAUUAGCCGCUCUUAGGGAAAAGUGCACUUUUCCGGCUGCUUGCACGCAGAAAAUCGCGUGAUGCCGUGAUAAUCAAGGCACACAACACUUUACAUUAUUUCAUUGCACUAUUUCUACAAUCAUGCGAUCGCUUACAUGCUAUAUAGAUAAUUAACGCCCGCUCUACGCUUGUUAUAACCCAGAUUUGAUCGCUUUCCCCGCUGUCUGUGUAACACCCACGUUGCAAGGGAAUGUUUAACGAAAGAUUUUAGCCACCGAACAUUUGUUUUGGUUCAGAUGCUUUCAAUAUCUCGAGGCAAGUGAUUGACUCUAUAGAUAUUGAAUAUUCAAUAAGGGUAAUGUAGGCUGGCUGUUGUACAGCGUCUAGCGUGUGGCGAGUUUGAUUUUUUCUAAGUUAUGAAUGUACUUUGCAUUGUCCGUCUUUACAACGGUUCGAGGUCAAUCCAGUGUUUUGAUAAUUUCCUACCGGAAGAAGACCUUCCUGCCGGUGAAAUAUUGCCCUUUGCUCUACAAGCAUCUCAGCUUUAUCGCCGUCGUUCAUUAAAUCAUUACCAUUCAAGAUUCUUUCUCGCCUCACAGUAUGGGCACGGAAUGAUAUGAAUUUUUAACAAGUUGUCGCAAUUUCGACUUCAAACGCUUUUAUUUUGACGACAUGCGAUCGCAUUCCAGAUAUCACAUUGUAUCUUUGUCUUUCAUCACCCUUUAGCAUGCAUACAUGAAAACCUCGUCUGCUUGUAUAGAUCAUAGUUAAUAUAAUGUAUAGAUUUAUGUCGUUAUAUUGACUAAUUUAAAGUAUACUAUAGCAUAAGCAAAUGUGCUUGCAUUGAAACACUAGGAUACGAGAGGCCUAAUAUUAUUAUAACUGCAUACGAAAGAAUUGGUGGUGUUUUCGUUGUCUUUUUAUUAAUUUUAAAGCAUUCUACUUUACCAGUGUGUAGAUUUUAUAAUGUGUAUCGUAAAUUGCUGGGUUUUCACUUGAAAUACAGUUGGAAUAUGUAUAAAAUUCACAUUUUGACCUCUUCGAAUAUUCGGCACUUUGCAUUGAAGUGGAUACACAGUCUGUACAGACUUCAAAGCCAGGGGCAGUCUGAGAACUUCUACUAAUAGUUGAACAGUUUAAGACAAAACAAAAGCUAGAAGCUAGCGUAAAUAAACAUCUUUAGAUUAAAAGCAAACCAUAGUGCCAUUAGUAAUUUAUAUAUAGCUAUAACAUAUACUGUUACAAGUCCAUAUAUACAUGUAUCAUUUAAUUUGCAGUAAGAUCAUUUUUACAAGUAAGUAUAUACCAACUGUAUAUAUACUGAUUAUUUCCCAAUGUAUGUUGUGUUUCCACAUAGGCAUAGAAUUAGGCGCGUAUAUAUUUAUUUCAAAAUACAGUGUGUGAUAGGACUUUAUGGUCUAUUUUAGCAAUGCAGUUGUUGGAGUAACAGUUCAACGUCAAAUUUGACAAAAGCGUCCAAAUAUAUAUUCUGUCAUAGUUUGGUCCAUUAUAUAAUUAUUUUGUCAUACAGUAUAAAAACCCGCAUAAAAGAACCAACAGGUAUAUUAUAGUAUAAAUCAGGCGGUGGGAUCGGUCAUAUAGUAGUUACCAGUUCAGUAUUUGAAAUUGAUUUUUUUAUGAAUAUAUACCAGCAUUUACAUUGCCUCUGCCUCUGAAUGUGAUAAAAUAGUCAGAUUGUAAUCCGAAAAGAAUUGGGACGUUAAUUUAUACUGCCGGUGGUUAGAAAACCCACUGUAUCUGGGGAUACUAUACUGAAACGACUUGUAUAAACAAUAGUUGGAAGAAGAUACCAUUGUGUUGACAAAAGAUCUAAACCUCAUCUAAAAAUUUCAGCAAAACAAAAUGUUUUUGGAUAUGCACUUGUAUUAAAUUGGCACGUAGCAGCUUGUAACUGCGCUUAGAACUUUCUUUCUACUUGAGCUAAAGUAUCUGAAGUGGUUCUUGUAUUCGCUAACAGUCACAGAUCUUCGAUAUAAUUUCGACUAGUGAAGUUGUCCUUGAGACCUUGACCUUUCUUUUGUUGAUCACACUAUUUAAAAUGGUCCAUGAAAGUCAAAUACCUUGAGAUUCUUUACAUACUAUAAUAUUGAAUACCGCCAUCAUACUUCUAAAGGCUUGUUGGAUCCGACACAGAAUAUUGAUUUUAAAGCAAUUUUCCGCUCUACAAUACUCGUUGCAUGGGUACAGUAAAGCGUUACGAACACAGAUGGUGGUCAUCUUCCGAACCGUUAAAAGUUAUAAGCGAGAAUAUUAAACUAAAUCUCUCGAUGUUGAUUAUUUUGCUACCAAAUGCAUGACUACUACAUGAUGUAUAAUGAAAAGAAGUUACAUAAUUUUCAAAAUAUAUAAAGACUGCAUGACGUUUGGCCACCAACAGUUGCACGAUAAUAUGUGACUGUAUGCUUAGUAACACCCACCUAUAUAGAACAAGUUCUAUAUCUAAAAUUAUGUAAUUUGAACUAUUAGUAUACAUUCCAAGUUUGCCACUAUAAAAACGUACUCAACACUAUAAACAGGAGUUUAUCAAUUCUGGAAUCUAUUAACAAGUCAAAAUUGCUUCGUAUAUAUAACGAAAUCAUCACCAUCACAAUCUUGUAAACUUGGGAGUAUAAUUUCACCAAUAUUUUCCACGCAGUAAUCAACUCAGUGACUGUGUAAUGGUAAACUGUUUUCCUUAAGAGCAUGCACCAAUGGCAUUUCUCCAUUUUUUCGGGAUUUUGAGAUGUCAUUAUCAUGGAGUUUUGCAUAGAUAAAGACAAAACGCAUGAGAAGUAACAAUGAGGUUUAUUCGUGUCAUCAUUCAUCAAUUAUUAGGUCUUAUUAGUGAUCUAUGAAUGAUAUAAAACGACUCCACACACAUGGAGUUGAUUCUGUAGCAAAAUGUGGUAGGGGGUGGGUGGCAAAGUAGUGCAUGUCCAUUUCAUCUCGCGAGCGGGGUUACAUACCCACAAUAUGCAGUUUCUGAUUAUAUUUUUGUCUCGGUCGCUUGCGAGACUCUUGCUAGCUAGCCCUUGUUGGACCUUUAGAAGAAUAUUUUAGAACUGAUCUAAUAAAGUGACUAUUAUGAAAAGGUGUGGACAAUAAUUUUUGUUCCAUACUGGCAUAUCAUACUGCAUGAGAGGCGUGCCUCAUCAUGAUUCACGGUCAUCUCAAUUACAACGAAUAUUACUUCAAAAUCGAAGUACUUGCCCCUGGUCUGCUGUAAAUGCGUGUAAUGACCACGCACCUGACACUCUCGUGUGUAAAUGCCGCUGACUCUUCCACAUUCCCUCAAAUUUGCUUCGGAAAAGCAGGCGCUUGCGGGUUGGAACAGUAGGACGCAAUGACCCAUGGGAAUAAUCUAUUCCCAUCAUUCAACAAGGGAUUAACGACUGCGGUUUGAAAAGCACCAUGUGUAUAAUAACAUAGUGUUAAUUCGUAGAGGUAUAUGCACUCCAAAACCCCAAUGUACUCCCACAACCACAUGCUCAGUUUACACAACGGUUGUUAAAAAAUAAUAUUUUCACAUACCAACGUGGCAAAACUAAAAUAUUUACAAACUUUCAGGGACUUGGAAUUUCCAAUGGUAUUACCAUUGCUGAUGAAUUGCAACCUCUGUUAUACACCGCUGCCUAAACUUUGUUUGAUCCUCUGUUUGUGCUUUAAAAAGGAAAAUGUGGUGCAAAGAGCACAACUAAUUGUGACACGUUCUCUGGUCAUAAAUUUAUUUACAACCGUCCCGACGCUAAAACUUGGACUUUUGGCAUUUUGGACAUGAUUUGCAAGAAAUUUAAUUAUGUAUUUGGUGAGCGGGAACUGGGAAGGACUUUGCAUAAGAUAGUUUCGUUCAUAAAGCACAUUUUGAACUUGCCCCCUAUUAAUUCAAAUCGCGUAAUCCAGGCCCCAGUUACGCGAUACUGGAUUCGUAUGCACUAUGCACUUUUCAUAUAUUUGAAAUUUUUGUUUAAUUAUGUUAUAUUAUCAAAAUUUUAAGUACCAAAUUCACCUCGAAGCAGUAAAAAUUGACGUCGCUCCGAUGCGAAUCUGGUAUCGUGAAACCCUUAAUACAGUAUAAUGUUGUUGCCAAAAACAGUGUUGACUGAAAUUAGAUGACGCUUAACUACCUAUAUUCACAUAAUUUUUACAAAUGUUUAUGAAUUUUCAGUUAAGCGGACUGUAGAACUACAUGUUUUCCCAAGUAUUAAUAUCUUGUGCAGUACCAUCUUUAUAGCAACAGGAUUUCUCGAAGCUAUCAAAAGUCCUACUAUAUCAUUGAGUGUUGUACGUAUGUGGAUUACUGUUUUGGAAUACAGUAUUUCUCCUAUAAGUUCUUUGUAGGUUUGCAUGGCGGUAACAUAUUAUAUUUUUUUGCUUGUGGAAACACCACGUAAAUUUAUUACUGCAAAGCUUUCGAUCCGUAAGCCCGGAUCUUCACUGAUGAAGAUGAUUUAGCACUGAUGAAGAUCCAGACUUACGGAUCGAAAGCUUUGCAGUAAUAAAUUUACGUGGUGUUUCCACAAACAAAAAGUAUUAUAUUAUUUUUCAUGUCUAAGAUCUGAAUUAACACAAAUUAUUCACAUAUUUUGUCAUACUUAAUAUUACAAAGACUUCAAGAUGAAUCAAUUUAUUUUCUCAAAAAUGUCUUUGUCUCAUAAGAUAUAAUGAUUAUUUUGUUGAGUGGGCUAUCACUAUAUGUUUCCUGUUAACCUUUUGCCCUGAAGUAUUAUUUUGUCAAGCUACUUGUAUAUAAGCUACUUUCGAGACAUUUUAACUUUUUUUAUGUUGGGAUUUUUAUAAUAACGUUUAUGUAUUAGAUUUCUUUCUUUGAUAGUUGAUACUUAUCAGCCAAUGUUUUAACAUGAAGACUAAUCCUUCAUAUUGGGGUUCGGUUACAAACAACUACACGACCAAUGAUCAGUUAACAAGGCAUGUCUGAUAUUACCCGUUUCCGGCUUAGUGAAAAUACUAUACCGAUUUUAAAGUACUUGCAUAAAAGACGUGUUUACAGAAGAGUAAUCCUUCUUCUUUUGAAAGUAUUAACCAUUGCGUUAUGUGGAAAUAUGAAGUAAACUCGUUUACUCUGGCUUGCAAAAAUACCUUGUAUAGCGCGUAUAGGUUGUGGAAUUAAACCUUAGCACUAUUUCCGUCUUGAUAAAGUGUGCCAUUGCAAUGAAUGAAUACAUGUAUAUAUAUUUUCUGAACAAGCUUUCGUUGAUAGGUAUGCAAGUCGUGCAACUACCUGAAAAUAUAUAAGAAGACGUUUCGACGUUUCGAGCGAAGGCCCUUCGUCUGUAACUCACGACCAAUGAAUAAAGGAAUACCGAAUGGUUUUCCGUGCAGGAUUGCGUGAUCCAUGCACGAGGGAUGUCGCGAGACUUUCGGAAAGCGUAUAAAAAUACUCGAGCCGCAGGCGAGUGUAUUUUUACGCUUUCCGAAAGUCGAGCAACAUCCCAAGUGCAUGGAUCACGCUAUCCUGCUUGCAAAACCAUUUGGUAAUUGUUUUAUAAAAUAACUACAGUGAAACAAUGACAUUUUGUGAAUCCCGCGAAAAUCCCGUAAAUUUUAAUUCCUCGUGCAGGAUAGCCUGAUCCUGCACGGCUAUUGACCAAUCAAAUUGCGUGUUUCACUGUAGUUAUUAUAUAAAGCCUGUUCAUUUUAUUGCCACUACCUACAACUGACAAAGACAGUUCAAGGAUAUAUAUUUUCUAAUUAAUUUAAUAAUAACAUAGUUUCUAAUAUAUAUAGCCUAUAUAUAUUCGAUUUAGAAGUGGACUCAUCUGGGGUCAACCUGGGGAACUUAAUGCGACUAUAUACAUUUUUUAAAAACAUAAUGUAUAUAUACAGUACAGUACAUAUAACAACACGUGACAGACCAAACGGGAUAAAAGAAAAUAGCAGCUUUUUCAAAACGUGUUGACAUAAAACGCGGAUCCGGAAUUGCGGAAAUGAAGCCUUGAAUGCGGCAGACAUGUAUGUAAUACAGUCGAACCCCUAUAAGCGGACACCUCUCUUAAGCGGACACCUCCUUUAAGCGGACACAUAUCUCAGGUCCCAUUCGGUUUCUUUAAUAAAAUACUAUUAUCAUAACCCCUAUUAAGCGGACACCCCUCUUUAACGGACGCGGACACCUUUCUGGAGGUCCCAAUGGGCAAAUCAACCUCUCUUAAGCGGACAGAUCACAGAUUGUCUGAUAAAAUGUGUUCAAUAUUCGACAGUAAAUAACAAUUGAGAUCAAUUUACAUGGCACAUUGACAGUGACACAUCAACUUGGCGCGAAGACAUCAGAGCCAAGAUUAUUGAGGAAGUGACGAACGAGGACGGAGGACUGUGAGCCGCCAGCCAUGAUGAUACUCAAAUUACACACCUUUGCCUGCUGUGUUUUUCUACUUACCCCUUUUAAGCGGACACCCCUUUUAGACGGACACUUAGGCGAGGUCCCGAAGGUGUCCGCUUAAUAGGGGUUCGACUGUAUAAAUAUAGGGAGACUUUCGACGUUUUGCAGACGAAGGGCCUUCGCUCGAAACGUCGAAAUUUUCCUUAUAUUUUUCAGGUAGUUGCAUCUCUACCAACGAAAGCUUGUUAAUAUUUUUGGCAGUAUACCUACACUGGCACCGACACUUCAAGAUUAUAUGUGUGUAAUAUAUACAGUUGCGCGUGUUUUGCUCAUGAAUUAUUAGGGACAAUUAUAAUAACAAAAACAACUUGGUGUAUUGGUUCAUGGCGACAUCAAAACAAAAAAUAUUACGUUACGAUGAAGGCGGCAUGAACAACGGUCGAGCUUCACUGGAUGCAGAUGUUUUCUGGUGUCAGGCGAGUUUUCUAGGCAUGACAGUCGAGCCUGCCUCUUCUAAAAUAAAUUAGCUAUCAAAUAAAGUGAUAAAAAUUAAAGUAGGCUAAUCAGUCUCAAUUUUAGCGACAAAACGUGCGUGUUCGACCUGCCAGACGUUUUUAAGGAAAUACGUUAUGCUCCAGUUUGUGAAAACAUUGAUAAGAACAAACUGGUAACAAAGCAUUAGAAAAGUUCAUAAAAGUAGAUUAGUCUUAUACGUAGUUCUGAUUUAAUAGGACGCCUGCUCAGGCGUAUACUCCGUGCUCGAAAAGCUGGCAUGACAACCGUCGAGUAUGAAUAAUAUCUGACCUGCUAAGAAUAACAAUUAAGGAAUAAGUAAUUGUCUCGAAUAAGUAAUUGUCUCGAAUUGUCCCUCAAGACAACGAAUGAUCUUGAUACAUGUAAUAUCUAGACGUUGAUGAUUAUUCUGCUUUCGAACUAAUAAAAUUCAUGCUACAAGUAAAGUAAAGUAUCCAAAACAUAGAAUAGCAAAAUGUCAAAACGUAUACGCGGGGUCUGCUGCAUGGGUUAGGAAGUCAAAAGCUCAACCAAAAUUUUGAAACCCCAGAAAAAAUGCAAAACCUAGACUCGCACUCUCCAAGAGCACAAUCUGGUAAUAAAAUUUGUUCUCAUAUUCUACGAAUAUACAUGUUCCCGUAAAAUGGAACAAUAAUAACUUGGCUACAAGACGAUCGAAUUUUCCAAAGCUGUGAAUUGGGUGGAUGUAAAUAAACGUCAAGCAAUUUCUAUUUUGUUUGUAGAAACAUCGCCAGUCUCCGUCGUACAAGAAGCAGAAAGCAAAUUUCAUAAAUCAAAAUAAGGUAUAAUCUUUUAUGUUUAUAUGUAUAAUCUGUAUACUUUUUCUUAUUUUUUCUUUUGCUUAUUCUUCUUUAUACAUUAUAGAAACUUUUUUAGUGUCAUUUUUACUGCAUUUUCUUCCAAUGUAUAGCAUUCGAUUGUCUGAUGCAGAAACAGUCGACUGUGCAACUGCAGCUUUAGCUGUAGCUAUGCAACUGUAACUACUAUAACCGCCAUUGAACUAUAGCUAUAACUGGACAUAUUCAACUAUAACUCAUAUAGAUUUCGUGGGGUGUUUUUUUUUCUUUUCAUUUUAGCCUCGAAAUAAUAAUUAUAUACCCCGCGGUCGUUAUCAAGGUCAACCUAACCACUAUCCAAGGUAUCAACAGCCUUGGCCUAUCAACUAUGCUUAUCAAGCUCCAAACUAUUUUCCUGCCUAUCAACAAGUAAGUUGUGAAAAAGUAUUGCUUUUACUGACAGUACGUGCAUGUACUUAACAUUUGCUAACUGCAUGAGAAAUGCGGGUAGAAUGCUGAAAGGAACUGCUCCCAUGACGCUUAUGCAUAGCAACAUUGUUGGGGAAAUAGUCGAAAAUUUUCGUUUUCCUCAUAUUUUUGGCCCGUUUGCGCAUAAUUAUUGUUUUGGAAACAUAUUGCUUUCCAAAUAUGUUUCCAUCGAAGAACAUAGUUUUGUAUUUUAGAAAUAACUUCACUAUUUUUAGGGUUAGGAAUUUACUGGGUUUUAAGAGACACUUUCCUUUGCAUGCAUUUUAAUGAGUAUAUAGUACUGCCUUUGGACAUCAUUUGUACAUAUUGAGCAGAAAAACAUUUGGUAAAACACUUUUGUUGUUGUCUUUGUCAGUUGUGUUUCCACCUCAUUCUAAUAUAUGUUGGGACUAUGAUAUGGGACUGUAUAUUAAGUGACCUAAAUGAUUCAGCUCUAAAUACUAGAUAAAAUAGGAGCAACCAAUCUUUACAAUGGCAAUGGCGAGCGUGUAAAGUAAAUACCGUGAGCCUAAUAAGAUAGAAAUCGCACAUUUUUUUAAGUAUGGCUCUUGCAUUUCACACAGGUCGUCCUUGCUCUCAUUUUGUAUUCAUAACUUUCUUAACGGAUUGUUAAUCUUUAUUGUGGUUUUCAAAGUUGCACUUCAAUACCUAGCCACGACUGCUUUUUACGCACAUCAAUUAUUCGUCAUAAUAAAGAGUGAUUUAAAAAGACUAUAUAGUCUGUUUACAAUUUCGAAAGCUUCGGAUUUAUAAGGGUGCAACUAUGAAUUUCGACGUUUUGGGAUCGACCCCCUAUAGUACCUUCCCGAUUAAGGGCCUUCGCUCGAAACGUCGAAAUUCUUGUAUUUUUCAGGUAGUUGUGUCCGAAGCUUUCUUAUUGGCACUGUCAACACCACGGUCAAACGUAAAGUGCAUGCGCGACUGUACAGAAAUGACGGGAAAAAUGUCUGCCAAAGUAAUAGGAGUAAAUACGGGAAAGGAAAAGCGUUUACUAUAAGGAAACAGCUGAAGAUAUAAAGUAUGGAAUUUCGCAGCUUUUUCCUUGUAUCAAGACGUCAGUUAUACUGAGUUUAAACACUCGUAAUUUUCUUUAAACUUUUUGCUAGAGAGCUUCCUGAAUACAAUAUUAUUUCCAGUCCGAUUUUAAUACAUGCAGUAAAUACGCGCGGACGUUUGACCGGCACUGCCUGUACUGGCACAGAUCGUCUGUUUACAACUUUUCCUAUUCUCCUUAUAUAUCUAUUAUUUUUCCCUUUUAGCCUAGUUUUACUCCGAUAAGCAGUCCUCCCGCAAUCAAUGGUAGCCACAACGGCGGUCGAAGGUCAAGUAGUGACAGUUCAACAGGCUCAACGGAGAAACUCAGUAAAACUAAUUUAUAUAUACGAGGAUUAAAAGCGUCAACGACUGAUGAAGAUUUGGUCACGUUAUGCAGAGAGUAGGUUUUGCUCAUUGAGCCCCUUGAUUAGUUCUUAUGGAUUUGCUGUAAAUUGAUGUGAAUGGAAACCAACCUAUCAUGUUACAACCGAUCUAAUGCAAAAUAAAUCGCUGUUGUUAUUGUUGUUGCUGGUGGUUAUAAUGCCGUUAUUCUUGGUCUUGUUCAGUUUGUUGUUGUUCUCACUGUUUUGGUUACUGCUGUUUUUCCUGUUGUUGUUGUUGUUGCUGUUCUUCUUGUUGUCAUUUUGUUGUUGUUGAUGUUGAUGAUGGUGAUUAUGCUGUUAGUGUUGUUGCUGUAUGCUGUUAUUGUCGUUGGGCUGUUUGUUGUUAUUGUUUUCCUUGUUCAUGUUGUGUGCGGUAUUAUUUGUGAUAGUACAUUUUGCUGAAACAUUUCCGACAAUAUUAUAAUGAUGUAUAUGCACAUGUGACCUGUUAAAUAAAUAAUGAUUCUUUUUAUUUAUAGUUAUGGAACGAUAAUAUCAACCAAAGCUAUCUUACAUAAAGACUCGAAUCUGUGUAAGUAGAGAUCAAUAUUGUAAAUAUUGUAAAAAACGAAGUCCCCACUGCAUGUUUCCAGUCUGUUGAAAAGUUAUCUGCAACCGCCUUUGACAAGUUGCUCUCGCAACUUGCUAUCGACUAACUUGAAACACCCCCUGUGGAAAUUAGCUUCGGUUGACAGGGUUAGCGUGGGUAAAUAAAGUCUUUCUAUCUAUCUAUAUUUCGUUAGGUUAUGGUUUUGUGGACUUUGAGCAUCCACAAUCUGCACAAACAGCGGUCGCUGCGCUUACGGCCAAAGGAAUUCAAGCACAGAUGGCCAAGGUACUUAAAUAUUUGAUCAUAUAUAGAUACUAGACAGACAAAUUGACAAUGACUUUAUUCUUAGUUACAGCAUAUAGAGAUUAACUCUGGACAAACCAGGAAUUUGGUUUGUUUAUAUAUAUACCCAAUUCACAACUAAAGAUAACUCACAUGCCUAGUCACUAUUGUUUUAGUUUAUCGAGACAUCAAAGGUAACUAAGCUUUAGAAUUAUUCACAUGAGCGAGUAGCUCUUAUAGAUAAUUCUAAUGGCUAGUUCUCUUUGUUCUAUUCUGGUAUGUGGGUUAUUUGAAGUUGUGAAUUGAGUAACAACGAUGUAAACAACGUUAGCCAAAGUUGUCUAUUGCUACCCGAAACAUGGUUUCCUGAAAAUGAGAAUGUAAUGUCCAGAAAAUGAUUUUUCCUCCCCUUCCCUCCCCCUGGAUUCGUAAUAAAGUUUCUGAAAAGUUCUUAGUAUUACUUUACCUGUCGAAGACUGCAGACUGGCAGUCGAAAGCUCGUGUUAAAUAAAUUUUACGAUCAGAGAACGUUUCAGAAACUUUGCAAAAUAGUUGUUAAAAAGUAGUUAAGAGUUUUAUAAAACCGGUCCCUGAUGGUUUGUGAGAGUAUAUAGCUUUUCGUUAAAGUCUACAUAACUGUUAUUCAUCAGUAUACGAAGUUGCUGUAAAUAUAAUACAAUUUGUCAUUUCAAGUUCAAAUAAUUAUUUUCUGCUUUCUUUUGUUUAGCAACAAGAACAAGACCCUACUAAUUUAUAUUUUCAAAAUCUCCCUUAUCACUUUGAUGAAACUGUAAGAGUUUAAAUUUUUACAUCUUGAACUGCAGAUUUUCAAUUUUAAAAAUUCUGUCAUGGCACAUUGUUCCACUGGCUUUUACUGUAGAAAAUUUCAAUACAACUGGAUAUUAAUUCAACAACAUGCCAUUUUUUAGAUACUCGAGAAAAUGCUUAUAUCCUACGGAACAGUUAUAUCGACUAGAAUACUAAGAGAUACGAAUUCUUAUAGCAAAGGAGUUGGUUUUGCAAGGUAUAGUAAACUUGAUAGAACAUUAUAUGAAAUUUGCAUCAAAUCGUAAAGCAAUAGCGGUUUGGACAUUAAUUUGUUUUCCACCAUUUCGAAAUCUAUGCAUCGUAAGCCUUAUUACAUGCAGUUUGUUGUUGCUGUUGCUGUUGCUGUUGCUGUUGCUGUUGUUGCUGCUGCUGCUGCCGUUGUUGCCGUUGUUGCCGUUGCUGCCGUUGUUGUUGUUGCUGCUGUUGCUGUUGUUGUUGUUGUUGUUGUUGUUGCCGUUGCAGCCGUUGCUGCCGUUGUUGCCGUUGUUGUUUUGUUGCUGUUGUUGUUGUUGUUGUUGUUGUUGUUGUUGUUGUUGUUGUUGUUGUUGUUGUUGUUGUUGUUGUUGUUGUUGUUGUUGUUGUUGUUGUUGUUGUUGUUGUUGUUGUUGUUGUUGUUGUUGUUGUUGUUGUUGUUAUGGUGUUGUUAUGGUGUUGUUGUUGUUGUUGUUGUUGUUGCUGUUGCUGUUGUUGCUGCUGUUGUUGUUGUUGCUGCUGCUGCUGUUGUUGUUGCUGCUGCUGCUGUUGUUGUUGUUGCUGCUGCUGUUGUUGUUGUUGCUGUUGUUGUUGUUGCUGUUGCUUCUGCUGUGGUUGUUGUCGUUGUUGAUGUUGCUGUCAUACCUGUAGAUUUUAUUUUUGUGGAG
This is a messenger RNA of Paramuricea clavata, 12706 nucleotides long. NCBI's taxonomy places the organism in Eukaryota, Metazoa, Cnidaria, Anthozoa, Malacalcyonacea, Plexauridae. The record is from the annotation of a GenBank genome assembly.